AUGACAGAUAUGGAUACCGCUUUAUACGUGGCCAACACUGCUGUCAACACCGUGCUCAUAUUUAUAGAUGUAGCCAUCAUAUUUAUGGCCAUCAAGACGAAAGAAAUCACUGAAAAGCUUAUUCUGUGGACAAUUUUUCUAUGUAUGGGAUUGGACAUUGCUAAGUACUUGAACACAAUGAUUCACGAUGUACCCAGUUAUUUCAUGGACGACGAUCUUUUCAAAACCCCACAGCAAGCUUACCUUUCAACUCUCAUCAUCGUUCUGCAAUGGUAUAGCCAACUGUUCGCCUUAUUGGUGCUCUCAGUCCUUCACUUUAUAGCUGCAUUUUCCCCAGCGAAUUUUCGAACAAUAUCGUCACGACAUAUGCAUAUGAUCAACCUUUUUCUUGUCCUUAUCGGUAUCUCACUCGCAGAUAAAUUACAGACAAUCUGCGCAGUUGUGGUGGCUGCUGCCGACAUAGCCAUUAUUUGGAAAAUUCGUACGCUUCGAAUCGCCGUGACGAAGAUGCCCAUCCCUUCUCUUCCUGUCGAUAACACAGUGAUGGAAACGAGAGCUCACAGAGAGCACAAAGCUCAGAGUAUCAAUCGUGAAAUUCGACUAGCCAUGAACUUCCUACUCUUGAGUGCAUGCUUCCUAAUCAUGACAAUUGCCUGGAACCUUCAACUUCGUCACGAAAUCUGGUACGAUUUACUCCUCAAAUUUACGAGUAACCUGAACCUCUCGAAAUGGGCAAUCUACACUUUGGGAAAUGCAAAGAUACGGCAAGGUUUGCUGGCUCUUUGCAGAUGUCGCCACGUCAACACGUCGACGACGUUAUCCGCUGUGAAAAUUUCACCGUUACGAUGA
Messenger RNA from Haemonchus placei, 849 nucleotides. The record is from the annotation of a GenBank genome assembly. Lineage: Eukaryota; Metazoa; Nematoda; Chromadorea; Rhabditida; Trichostrongylidae.